Lytechinus variegatus (green sea urchin) is the source of this 606-nucleotide messenger RNA. It is a transcript of the gene tmem249, whose product is annotated as transmembrane protein 249-like. Bases 1 to 606 code for a protein of 201 amino acids. NCBI's taxonomy places the organism in Eukaryota, Metazoa, Echinodermata, Echinoidea, Temnopleuroida, Toxopneustidae. The transcript has 5 exons. The record is from RefSeq and is a predicted model, not a curated record.
AUGAAAAAGCAGAUUGUUGGAAUAUUUGGAACAUGGGACCUGAAUUUCUGGAGUCGACCAGAAGAUGUUUUUCGAGAAAAACUUGAGGAGAAUCACAUUCACCCAUUCACGGAGACGGGACCAAAUCGCUUUGAAUACGAGUAUCGUUCUCGGUGGUUUUCAAUAUUCCUCAUUGCAAUUAUUCUCGAGGUCCUCGGUGUCUCAAUGUGGUAUGCCUGGGGAAACCCCUCGCAAUUCAUCUCUUUCGCGGUAGUAUUCUUUAUCAUCAGCAUCCAUCGUAUUCACGCCCAUAAGGACAUGGUUAAAAUCAUCAUCGAUUUGCACAAGGGAGAAUACUACCUCAUGAAGAAGGGUGAACUAACAUACAGAGGCUUGCUACACAAUAUUUACAUCAGACUGAUUGGUCAAAAUAGUGGAUCUGGUGAAAUUUUCUUUAAAAUUGUUUUGAACGGUCACGACCUUGCGCCCCAAGAUUUAACCUCAUCAACUGUUCGAAAAGACAAGCUAGAAAAAUUGGGCCGUCGAUUGGCAAAUCGUCUAGGAAUAAAUUACUUUGACUGGACAGACAAAUCUACACAUCAUAUCCUUUUUACACUCAUGUAUUAA